AGUCACUCCCAGACUAGCAGACCAUCUAUUUAGAUAUAUAGAAAAAACCCCAUCUAUAUUCUCCAGCUCUUUCUCUCUCUCUCUCACUCUCAAAUUCUUUCCCAUUUUCUUGGUUGUUUUUUUUUUCGGUUUCCCAGAGAGAAAGAGAGAGAUCCAUUAUCAUGGGGAGGGGAAGGGUUCAGUUGAAGAGGAUAGAGAACAAGAUCAACAGGCAGGUGACUUUCUCAAAGAGAAGGUCUGGGCUGCUCAAGAAGGCGCAUGAGAUUUCUGUGCUCUGCGAUGCUGAGGUCGCUUUGAUCGUCUUCUCCACCAAAGGCAAGCUGUUUGAGUACUCCACUGAUUCUAGCAUGGAAAGAAUCCUGGAAAGGUAUGAGAGAUAUUCAUAUGCAGAGAGGCAACUUCUUGGAAAUAAUCAUGAGCAGCAGGAUCAGGAUCAGUCAAAUGGAAACUGGACUCUGGAACAUGCAAAGCUCAAAGCCAGGGUGGAGGUUUUACAGAAAAAUCAAAGUCAUUUCAUGGGGGAAGACCUACAAUCCUUAAGUAUGAAACAGCUUCAGAAUUUGGAGCAGCAACUUGAUUCUGCUCUGAAGCACGUAAGGUCUAGAAAGAACCAACUUAUGUACGAAUCCAUUUCAACGCUCCAGAAGAAGGAUAAGGCGUUGCAGGAGCAAAAUAAUUUGCUGACAAAGAAGGUAAACGUCAAAGAGAAGGAGAAAGCAGUAGCCGGCAGUGCUCCACAGUCCCAGGCUCAGUCACAAUGGGAGCAAAUGCAGAGGCAGAGCUUCGACUCCUCCACCAGUGCCCUUCUACCUCAGGCAUUGCCGUCCAUGAAUUUCGGAGGCUCCUCUGGAGGUUAUGAUCAGGAUGAAGAAAUCCCACCUCCGCCUCAACAUCAAGCCGCCGCCAACAGUAACACGCUCCUUCCGCCUUGGAUGCUCCGCCACCUGAAUGAAUAGAAGGCAUUUAUAUAUAUUAAUUCAGCAAAGUAUUGAUUUGUGUCUAUAAUUACAUAUAUGAUAUAUGUACACCAGUUAGCUUAAAUAUCAAGUGUCUGCACUCUGCAGGUGUAAGUUGAAUUUUGGAAAAACUAGCUAGCUAUCACCUUGUGUAUGUAGUAUUGUUUACAUCUAUAUAUAUGGCCACAUGGGAACAUUGUUUUUAAGGGGACUGCUCUCAAAUUAACUUGAGAUAGAUUCAAUUAAGAACGCAAGCAUGCAUCAGGUUCAUCAUAAUUGAA
Fragaria vesca subsp. vesca is the source of this 1237-nucleotide messenger RNA. Its product is annotated as agamous-like MADS-box protein AGL8 homolog. Gene Ontology annotation, biological process: positive regulation of transcription by RNA polymerase II. Gene Ontology annotation, cellular component: nucleus. The transcript has 9 exons. Gene Ontology annotation, molecular function: RNA polymerase II cis-regulatory region sequence-specific DNA binding; DNA-binding transcription factor activity, RNA polymerase II-specific; protein dimerization activity. Bases 162 to 956 code for a protein of 264 amino acids. NCBI's taxonomy places the organism in Eukaryota, Viridiplantae, Streptophyta, Magnoliopsida, Rosales, Rosaceae. The record is from RefSeq and is a predicted model, not a curated record.